Molecule: messenger RNA, 693 nt
Organism: Auanema sp. JU1783
Lineage: Eukaryota; Metazoa; Nematoda; Chromadorea; Rhabditida; Rhabditidae
Source: the annotation of a GenBank genome assembly
AUGAGUUUCGUUGUUGAGGGCGUUGAGGAAAAGCUUGUCAACACCAAGUAUGCGGAUGCAUUUGAUAUCUGUGGACAAGCAAUGAGAGAAGCUCUUGACCUCAUCCGUUCGGAAGGCUAUGAAGAUAGAACUGGAUGGACGUUAGAUACAAAAAACGACGAAUCUUCUGUCUUCUAUAAAGACAUCGAUGGUCUCAGAUAUUUCACUGUUCGAACAAAACUGACGAUAUCCCCUGAAGAUGGACAUCGAUAUAACUGGGUGAAUGUGGAGAAGAUGUGUGAAUGGAAUAGUAAUGUCAAAUAUAGUGAGAAAAUUGAUGAGCUAUCCGAGAACACUGACAUAAUUCAUUACGGAAGUAAUAGUGUAUUGAUGGUCAGUGGCCGACAAUUCCUUUGUGGACGAAUGAGAAGAAUAACUGAUGGAAACUACAUGAUAUCCGCUAAAUCGCUGUCAGUAGACUCUGUUCCGAAUGCGAAGGAUGCUGUAAGGGCACAACUUCAUUUGGCAUUUGGUCGUUUCCGAGAAGACCCACAAAAUCCCUCUGGUUCUAUUUAUGAUUACACCCUAUGUGCCGAUUUGCGUGGCAUGAUGCCACAGAGAUUAGUAAAUCAGGUUAUGGGAAAACUGCUGCUUUCGGAUAUGGAAAAUACAAAAGCUCAUUUCAUUCGAUAUUCCAGUGCAAAGAAUAUCUAA